GGGGCCGGGACGGGCUGCCGCCGCCGUCCCUGACAGAGGCGUGCUGGGCCGCUGCCGCCCGUAGCACUGCGCCGCCGCUCCGUUCCUGUGACAGCGCGGGGGAGGGAGCGCCGAGCCCCCGCCUUUUUUUUUUUUCUUUUUUUUUUUUUUUUUUUUUUUUUCCUCCUUCCUUUCCCUUCAGAUUUGCUCAUUUCUCCCCCUCCCCGGUGCCGUGGAAGAGGCGCUCCCGCCGCCCGAAGGCACCGCGGCGUAGCGGCGGCGGCGGCCGUGUGCAUGAGCAGUGCGGCUGCCGCUGGCCCUGCCUUGCCACCGGGGCUCCGCCGCCGCCGCCGCUGGGAGGCGAGGCGAGGCAGGGGCGCCGCCGCCGCAGCCCGGCCCGCCCCGGGCAGCCUCCCCCGCCGCGCCCAGGGCUCCCCCGGCAGGGCAUGCUCCCGCAGGCUGCUGCGGCCCUACGAGCCUGAGCCUUAUUGCCCUCCCCGCCGACCGGCCCGCGGCGAAACCGCCCGCCUCCCCGCGGGGCGGCCGGUGCCGCCGCCCGCCCGCCCUGCGCCCAGCCCCGAGCGGCGGGUGCCGGGCCGGCGCGGCGCGCUGCGAUGCGAUGCGGCGCCCCCGCGGCACCCCGAGCCCCCGCGGCUGCCGCGGGGCUGAGGGAGAGCUGCCCUGAGGCGGGGGGCGUCCCGGCCCCGGCGGCGCCGAGCUCGCUCGGGGGUGUCGAAGCACCGGGGCCGGCGAUGGCGCCCGCCGUGCUGCACUGAGGGGUCCCCCGGGGAGACCCCGGCUCUGGGGGACACCUGGCUCCUCUGGAGACUUUGGGGGUAUUUGCGGGUUUUGCCUUUUUUCUAUCCCCCCCCUUUUUUUUUUUUCCAUUUUUGCCCCUUUCCCCACUGUCUUUUGGGGUUUCUUCUCAGCUGCGCACCCCCUGCGGUGGGGGAGCCCCCUGCACCAGCCCGGCGGUUGUCCCCUCGCCCGCUGCCCCUUCCCGCCGGGCAUGUCCCGCUCCAACAGCGUCAGCCCCCCGGGCUUCGGCGGCCCCUCGCCCUGGGCAGGCUCCGAGCAGCACCGCUCGGCCUGGGGCGAGGCGGAGGCCCGGGCCAAUGGCUACUCCUACCCGCCGCCUCCCAACAGGUCCUCGGGCAAGAAGGCCUCCCGCAUGCUGAGCAGGUGGAGGAGCGAGGAAGACUAUGAGCCCCAGGCGAGCCGGAGCCACGGGGAGAGUGGCUGCAGGAUGAUGAGUUUUAGGUCCAAAUCUGCUUGGCAGGAGCAUGGUGACGACAGCCGACGUCACCGGUCCCGCCACCCACCCGGCGGUGAUUCCACCACUGCCCCCAACAAUGCCAGCCCCCGGCAGCUGGGGGAGCAGGGGGAGGUACGGCCCCGGUCCGUGGAGCUGGGGUUGGAGGAGAGACGCAUCAAGGCCAAGAUCGAGGAGCUGGAGGAGGAGGACGGCGACGAGGGGGACUCCGAAGCGGCCUUCUCCAUGGGCAGCUGUUGCAGCAGCCUGCUGCAAAUCUUCAGGUCCAAGAAGUUCCAGUCAGAGAAACUGGAGCGCCUCUACCAGCGCUACUUCUUCCGGCUCAACCAGAGCAGCCUCACCAUGCUCAUGGCCGUGCUGGUGCUGGUCUGCGUGGUCAUGCUGAUCUUCCAUGCUGCGCACGGCCACUACGAGGUAUCCUACGUCGUGGUGCUCUCUCUGGCCAUCCUGCUGAUGGUGGUGCUGUGCAUGGUGUGCAACCGCAACGACUUCCACCAGGACCACAUGUGGUUGGCGUGCUACUCUGUCAUCCUGGUGAUCCUGGCAGUGCAAGUGGUAGGGGUUCUACUGGUGUGGCCCAGGAGUGCCUCAGAGGGCAUCUGGUGGACCGUCUUCUUUAUCUACAGCAUCUACACGCUGCUGCCGGUGCGGAUGAGGGCUGCGGUCAUCAGCGGGGUGGUGCUCUCCGCCAUCCACCUGGCCGUCUCCCUCAAGAUCAACGCGGAGGAUAAGUUCCUCCUGAAGCAGCUGGUCUCCAAUGUUCUCAUCUUCUCCUGUACAAACAUUGUAGGCGUGUGUACCCAUUACCCAGCAGAGGUGUCCCAAAGACAGGCUUUCCAGGAGACCAGGGAAUGCAUACAAGCCAGGCUUCAUUCUCAAAGGGAGAACCAGCAGCAGGAGCGUCUCCUGCUCUCUGUACUUCCUCGACAUGUUGCCAUGGAGAUGAAAGCUGACAUUAAUGCCAAACAGGAAGAUAUGAUGUUUCAUAAGAUCUACAUCCAGAAGCAUGACAAUGUCAGCAUCCUCUUUGCAGACAUAGAGGGUUUCACAAGUCUGGCCUCCCAAUGUACUGCUCAGGAGCUGGUCAUGACGCUGAACGAGCUCUUUGCCAGAUUUGAUAAGCUAGCAGCUGAGAACCACUGUUUACGUAUCAAGAUCCUUGGUGAUUGCUAUUACUGUGUUUCUGGGUUGCCAGAAGCAAGGGCUGACCAUGCACACUGUUGUGUUGAAAUGGGAAUGGAUAUGAUAGAGGCCAUCUCACUAGUCCGGGAGGUGACAGGAGUAAAUGUCAACAUGAGAGUUGGAAUCCACAGCGGGAGAGUUCACUGCGGGGUCUUGGGCCUUAGGAAGUGGCAGUUUGAUGUGUGGUCCAACGACGUUACGUUAGCCAACCACAUGGAAGCAGGAGGCAAAGCUGGGCGCAUCCACAUAACAAAAGCAACUCUGAACUAUCUCAAUGGAGACUAUGAGGUGGAGCUGGGCUUUGGAGGGGAACGCAACGCUUAUCUGAAAGAGCACAGUAUUGAGACUUUCUUGAUUGUACGGUGCAGCCAGAAACGGAAAGAUGAGAAAGCCACAAUAGCCAAGAUGAAUCGUCAACGUGCUAAUUCCAUCAGCCACAACCCACCACACUGGGGUGUUGACCGGCCCUUUUAUAACCACCUUGGAGCUCAUCAGGUCUCCAAGGAGAUGAAGAGAAUGGGUUUUGAGGACCCCAAGGACAAGAAUACACAGGAAAGCAUGAACCCAGAAGAUGAAGUGGAUGAGUUUCUGGGCCGUGCCAUCGAUGCCAGAAGUAUUGAUCGCUUACGCUCUGAGCACGUGCGCAAGUUCCUCUUAACAUUCAGGGAGCCUGACUUGGAAAAAAAGUACUCCAAGCAGGUGGAUGACAGGUUUGGAGCCUACGUGGCUUGUGCCUCCCUAGUCUUCCUCUUCAUCUGCUUUGUUCAAAUCAUAAUCGUGCCACACUCUACAUUUAUGCUGGGUUUUUACCUGACCUGUUUCCUGAUCCUGACCACGGUGGUGUUUGUUUCUGUCAUUUACUCCUGUGUGAAGCUUUUCCCAGCUCCACUCCAGACCCUUUCUAGGAAGAUUGUACAGUCCAGGACCAAUAGUACCUUAGUUGGAGUUUUUGCCAUUAUCCUGGUUUUUCUAUCUGCCUUUGUCAACAUGUUCAUGUGCAGCACUGUGGAUCUCGCCAGCUGCAUGGCUGCAGAAUACAACAUCACUCCUGACCGGGUGGACAUAUGCCUUAUCAGCAAUCUGACUUCCAACUACAGCCUGGGCACCUUGCAGGGAUUCUGUGACAGUCCUUUGCCCAACUGCAACUUUCCAGAGUACUUUACCUACAGUGUCUUACUGAGUCUCCUGGCCUGCUCUGUGUUCCUUCAGAUCAGCUGUAUUGGAAAACUGAUCCUUAUGUUAAUCAUUGAAUUUAUAUAUGUUCUCAUUGUGGAAGUGCCAGGGGUCAACCUUUUUGACAAUGCAGAUCUCCUGGUUACAGCUAAAACCCACGUGUUUCCAAAUGCAACGUUCCCAUGCAGCAGCUCUCCAACAAUGACACGAGUUGCACUGAAGAUUGUGACCCCUGUCAUCAUUACUGUCUUUGUCCUGGCACUGUACUUGCACGCCCAGCAAGUGGAAUCCACUGCAAGGCUUGACUUCCUCUGGAAACUCCAGGCCACUGAAGAGAAAGAAGAAAUGGAGGAGCUGCAGGCCUAUAACAGACGCCUCCUCCACAACAUUUUGCCGAAGGACGUGGCAGCCCACUUCUUGGCUCAGGAGCGGCGAAAUGAUGAACUGUACUACCAGUCCUGUGAGUGUGUGGCUGUCAUGUUCGCCUCCAUAAGCAACUUCUCAGAGUUUUACGUGGAGCUGGAGGCCAACAACGAAGGGGUGGAGUGUCUGAGACUGCUCAACGAGAUCAUUGCCGAUUUUGAUGAAAUAAUAAGUGAAGACCAAUUUCGGCAGCUGGAGAAGAUCAAGACCAUCGGCAGUACAUACAUGGCUGCAUCAGGCCUCAACGAUUCCACUUACGACAAGGAAGGGAAGACGCAUAUCAAAGCUCUGGCUGAUUUUGCCAUGAGGUUAAUGGACCAAAUGAAAUACAUUAAUGAACAUUCAUUCAACAACUUCCAGAUGAAGAUAGGCCUCAAUAUUGGUCCUGUUGUAGCUGGGGUGAUAGGAGCACGCAAACCCCAGUACGACAUCUGGGGCAACACGGUGAAUGUAGCCAGCCGAAUGGACAGCACCGGUGUGCCUGACAGGAUUCAGGUAACAACAGACAUGUACCAGGUUUUAGCAGCCAACAACUAUCAGCUGGAAUAUCGGGGGGUCAUUAAAGUCAAAGGCAAGGGAGAAAUGACCACCUACUUUCUAAAUGAAGGGCCUCCAAUUAGUUAGCACCGAUUGCAGCGUCACUCAGAUGGAAUUUGCAUUAGACAAGAUUGUGAAUUGGAGAAGAAUCACUUUUUGGCAGUAAAGCUGAAAAUGCAGCGCAGUUGAAAUUACACACCGUGACUCUAGAGCUGGUAUCAGCAAACUCUUUGGCCACCCGUCAUGAAAGGCGAUGGGAAGAAACCACCUUGGAGUUGUUCCUGGCUGAGUGCUAAGUCGACCAAAGAUGUGGUACAACACAGUUUCACAGAUAAGACAUGAAUUUGGAAUUUUUUAAAAAGGCUGCUACGACAGGAUGAUACAAGAAGCUAUUUAAGUAUUUAUAGACACAACACAACAUUUACUUGGUUGAAGGAAUGUAUGAUUCACUACAAAGCAUUAUUUUGGAAUGGAUUUGCACUCCCAUAAUGUUUCCAUCCCAUACUGCCAGCUAUUUGAAGUGUACCACUGUGCUUUUAUUAGCUGUUUUGAAUGGGCUUUCAAAAUUGACACCCACUGUUGCAGCACACAAAAAAGCCUUUUAGAAGGGCAUUGGUAAUGUCUUGGUGUGAAAAGACGUUAUAGCUCUGGCCCCCUCUUUUCCCUUCUUCUACAUGGCUAAAUGACUGCUCUUCCGAGUGGGUCUGGCACGUCUGACGAAGGGGAAGACCGAGAUAACGGAAGAUGGCUCUACAACCAUAUUUAUUAAAGUCUUCUGUGCUCUUCUUUGGUAUCUAUCAGUUUACAUGGGAAAGACUAGAUGUAAACAAGAGACACUUUGUGGGGGGAACUCCCCUGAAAUUUGUUGUGGGUUUUUUUGUAUUUUUUAUUUUGUAAUAUUGAAAACAUGGAGAUCUAACAGAUAUACCAAAUUCUAUAUUUUGUAAAUUAUAUAUAAAUUAGAAGGCAGGCUGUCCACACCAAGGUGUGGUGGGAGGUGUAUAUAACCUGUAGACUUUUGUGUAAUCUUUUUCUGCAUAAUACUUUGAACACAGACUUGGCAGUUUUCAGAUUAUCACUAUACAAUCAACCAACAACAAACAGGUGAGUUUCCAGGCUGAAUCAGAUGCGUUUUAAAAUGAAAAUCCAGAAAAAUCUGCAACCCCAAAGAAGAGGAAAAAACAAAAUGCGGUAGUCGCAGUUGUUCCGUGCAGCAUUCAAGCGGUGGGUGGCAUCUUAACAAAUGGAAACACCUUUGAGUUUUAGCUACCGAGAUGGUAUCAAACAUGUCAAAAAGAGCUCUAAGCAAAUCCUCUAACUCUAACAGGAGCUCUUAUGAGAAAAAAAAAAAAAAAAGCUGAUUUGAACUUUUCUUUUUAAAAAAUCAUUUUUCAUAGAUGGUCUUAAUAGAAUCCUGCUGAUAUGAGAGUUGUCUGAUAUUGUAACUGCCAUUUGACAUUACAAGGAACUAUGUACUGCAGCAUCAAGUUGACUUUCCUGUAGUAGGCACUUAUUUAAACUGAGUCACAGAUUUUCAAGUUUCAGGAAUUAGGUGAUCUUCAAAAAAGGUUAUGAUGGCAAGUGUGUAUAUGAGGUGGUCAACCUUAAAAUACAGUGCCACUGAUGUUGUGUUGGAGACAUCUUUAUCAUGAGUGGGGGGUUUAUGAAUAGUUCACUGUUAUCAUUUAUGUACCUUUUUUAACUAUUAAAGAAAAAUCCCUUGCUAUUUUAUUAAAAAAAUGAAUUUUAAAAAAAAGCUAUAUUUUUUAUAUUCUAUAAGGGCAGAGUUUUGAUAUUGAAUUUGGCUAGCACUAAAAACGACUCCAGUCUUUUGACAUUUAAUAAAGUUCUUUUCCACUCUUCUCAGGGCAGAAUUAUUGUAGUACUAACAGCUUAAUGAUUGCACUAUGGUGGUGGCGAUUUAUUUUUUUCCUACUCGACAAAGAGAAUCAGUGAAAAUCCAUGGGCCUGUCUUAAUUAAUUUGCUAUAUUGCUAAGCAUAACCCAAGCAUUAAGCCAUUUAAACGUGAGCUUAAAUGGCAUCGCCUCUUCCCUUUCUCCCUUCCACUAGGAAACAUCUCUGAAAAGUAUAGUAUAUUGACUUCUGUAAAACUGCCAAGUCUGCCCUUGUACUAUACUUUUGCUCCUUUACAUCCUUCCUGGUUUGCAGAAUACUUAAGUUGCAUCACACCUUUCUCCCCUCUCCUCCACCUUCCCUCCCUUUUACCCCCCCCCCCCCCCCCGAGUCUCAUUCCCUUCAUGCCAUACACUCAGUUUUAGGUUUGCUUUCUGCUUUACAAAAGUCUGCAGUCUUCUUAACUUUUGAUUCAUCUUAUGAAGUUGUGUUGUCAAUGAAAUUUCAAGUCCCCAGUAUCUCUAGGUGUGAUUGUUGACAGUGUGUCAUGAUCAUUUCAAGGGGUAUUCACACACUCUUUACUCUGGAUCUUGCAAAAAUGGAUACAGUUAUGAUUUCCCAUGGAAAUUGAAAUUAUUUAAGUAAUUUAACUAUAUUAAACACUGUUUCACUGGUAAA
Molecule: messenger RNA, 7100 nt
Organism: Falco peregrinus (peregrine falcon)
Lineage: Eukaryota; Metazoa; Chordata; Aves; Falconiformes; Falconidae
Gene: ADCY5
Product: adenylate cyclase 5
Exons: 21
Coding region: 989-4654 (1221 amino acids)
Biological process (GO): adenylate cyclase-inhibiting G protein-coupled receptor signaling pathway; cAMP biosynthetic process; adenylate cyclase-activating G protein-coupled receptor signaling pathway
Cellular component (GO): plasma membrane
Molecular function (GO): adenylate cyclase activity
Source: RefSeq, a predicted model, not a curated record